AUCGUACAUAAGUCGCAUCGUCUUCUCUUCUGCAGCCCCUCUCCUUCGCCAGAAUUCAUCUGUUCUUCCUUCCAUUCCUACCUCCUCCUCCUCCUCCUCACCGCAGACUUCUUCAGUUCCAGCUGGCCAUCGCCGCCGCCGCCGUCCCCAGAUUUAUCGAACUCUCCACCGGAAACCUAAACAACCCCUAAAUCAGCGCGCCUAAAUUUGUUUUUUGCGCCAUUGGAGUGCAGAAUGAUUUUUCGGCAUUUUCAGACUUCGGAGUAGCAGUGUCGGCGCAAACCGGAAGCUGCUUUCUGGAGUUCGGUUUUCGUUUCAGAAGCGACUUCUCCCUGCGUCUUACCCUGGAAUAAAAAGAGAAUCGAGUUCGUGUGAGUUUCUUCUUCUUCGGCGAUUUCUCGCCCAACUUUUCUGUUUGUUACCAGGAAAAUUAAAUCAAACAGUCUUUGAUCGGACGAUCUUCUUGUUGUUGCUGCAUCCAUGUGCUUUCUGUUGCCUAUCUUUGGCAUUCUUGGCGAUAUCAAUCGAUCAGUUCGAAAGUCCAUUAUUCAUUUGUGAUUCUUGAUUCAGUGUCUUUGCCUUUUAUCCUCUUCUGCAGGAACUUUGGUGAACGAUGAAUUGGACCAAGGGUUCCCACUUGUUUCUCAGGAGUAGUAAUAGGUCUUUGGUUUCUCAAUUCGGUGGGUCUAAUUCGUCCUGUUCAAGUGCUCUAAGUAAAGAUGUUCAAUCUCCGAUGAGGGUGUGUCCAGACUCGGCGUCUCCAUUUAAUUACUCGGCUGCUCGACAUUUACAUUCUGUGAAAGGAGCGAUCGUUGCAAGGAAUGUGUUUGGUAGAUAUGCAAUGCCGCCUGAAACUGGAGGAAACUUCUCCCGUAUGGAAGUAGUAAAACAUGGGGCGGAAGCCAUUUCUUACCGGUUGAAACACGGUGCUGCAGCAAAUAAUAGUCGUUUGAGUAGGAAUUUCCUUGCUGAGCUAUGGGUUUUAGAUAAGAAGGCCGAAAAAUCUGCUAAGAAAAGGUUGCAGAACAAUAAGUAUCGCGGUUUGCGGGUAGAAGACAGAUGCUUUUCACAAAGUUCUGACCAUGAUGGUACAGUAGUUCUAGAACAGCCUCCUCCCAGCCAGCCGUUGUCUGGUUAUCUCAAGCCAACAUCCCCAGAGGAGGCUCAGGUUGCGCCUCUUCUUGCACGGUCCAAUUUACUGAUCACCAGAGAUAUUGAGUGGGCAAAUCUUAUGUUAGGUUUUGAGCAGGAGAAUCGUUAUGCAGUCGUAGAUGUUUGUUACCCCCAAGCACCUGUAGGCCUCAUUCGUGAACAGAGUAACCUGUUAGCUAGGCAGUUUCUUCGUACCAGACGUCCUUUUGUUGCCUUGGUAUCUGAUGCCAUGGCAAAUGAGUUGUUCAGGGUCCGGAGGCCUUUUUGGUGGUUAACUAGCUCAAUAUAUGUAGAGAUCAAUGGCAAGGAGAUCGGCGUGGUUCAUAGACGGUGGCACCUAUGGAGGAGGAUCUAUGACUUGUACCUUGGAAAUAAGCAAUUUGCAGUGGUUGAAAAUCCUGGGCUUUGGAAUUGGACUUUCACUUUGAAAGACAUUGAUGAUCAAGUGCUGGCUCAGAUUGAUCGUGAUUGGAGGGGCUUCGGGUUUGAGAUAUUUACAGAUGCUGGGCAGUACGUGAUACGGUUUGGAAGUCAGGACAUUAACCGUUCUAGUCCGGUUCAAGAACUGGAAGUUGCCCGUCCUCUGAGUCUCUCUGAAAGAGCCAUAACUCUAGCCCUCGCCAUUUCGCUGGACAAUGACUACUUCUCGAGGCAUGGUGGAUGGGGACUGCCAAUCGUUGCAAUGACCGAGUAGCAGCAGCAGCAGCAGCGAUAAUGGUAUAGAUCGUUUACUUGCUUUUGUUCACCUGCUCGACGAAGAUGGGUAAUUACUGAUGCAAUUCUUCUUUGUCUGCAAUGGGAAGACUGAUAAGAGAUUGGAUCGAGUUUGUCCUGCCAUGACACAUAAUUCACUGUUUUUCCUCCAUUAUUUUGUUGACUCUUUCAACGUUCUUCACCAAACGGGUACUUUUGAUCGAGAAAUGUAAAUUUGUAACCUGCAUAUUUGUUUUGUUGUGUAUUUUUAGUAGUUUAGAAAGAAGUAUGCAAAGCUAAAAAAAGAGAGAGACUAGA
Molecule: messenger RNA, 2163 nt
Organism: Linum trigynum
Lineage: Eukaryota; Viridiplantae; Streptophyta; Magnoliopsida; Malpighiales; Linaceae
Source: the annotation of a GenBank genome assembly